Aureococcus anophagefferens is the source of this 636-nucleotide messenger RNA. RefSeq lists its product as hypothetical. The record is from RefSeq and is a predicted model, not a curated record. Bases 1 to 636 code for a protein of 211 amino acids. NCBI's taxonomy places the organism in Eukaryota, Pelagophyceae, Pelagomonadales, Pelagomonadaceae. The transcript has a single exon.
AUGGCCAUCCGCACGCUCUGCCUCGCACUGCUCAGCGCAUCUCUGGCUGAUGCUUUCCAGCGUCCGCAAUCAGCGGCGCGCGCGGUGCGCACGCCGCAGCUCGUCGAGCAGCAGGCGCUCCCCGCGACCAUCGUCGAGCCCCUCGCGGGCUACGCCGAGUUCUGGAACGGUCUGCUCUUCCGGCCGGCCAUCGAGGCGGGCCUCGUGCCCGAGUUCCUGCUGCACUGGGGCCACGGCCUCGCCAUGGGCACCGUCCUGUGCUCGAUGGGCGUCAUCGGCUCGUGGAUGGGGUGGCAGAUCCGCGGCGGCAACGGCGGCGAGAGCAACGCGCUGACGCUGGGCGAGACGAUCCGCGACACGCACCCAAAGAUCAUGGGCGGCGCGCUCUUCUUCUUCGCGCUCGGCGGCCAGGGCGGCCUCGUGCUCAACGCGGUCCAGGGCAACGCGGUCCUCGGGUCGACGCACGCGUCCACGGGCCUCGAGGCCCUCGGCCUCCUCGCCGUCGAGGCCGCGCUGCCCCUCGCCUUCGAGAAGGGCAAGCCCCUCCGCGACGCGCACGCGUACCUCGGGAGCGCGAUCAUGGUCCUGCUCUUCGCGCACAUGGCCGCGGGCAUCCAGCUCGGCAUGUCCUUCUAG